AUGGACAACACCCCACCACCGGCGGCGAGCCCGCCUGUGCCCACUCGUUCUCCGAUCCCCACGCGCGUCGUCACAGAGGCCUCGUCGGUGCUGGCCCGCUCGCACUCCCCGUCGGCCCACAGGCUCGGCCACCAUCAGCACCAGCAGCAGCCGCAACUGCAGCAGCAGCAGCGGUGGCCGCGGGACCACGUCUACAGGCGCAAGGCCGACGGCCGCACCGAGAAGCUGGUGCUGGUGCUGGUCGGCCUGCCGGCGCGCGGUAAGAGCUACAUCGCGCACAAGCUCGUCAACUACCUCAACUGGACCGGACGCCGCGCGCGUCUCUUCAACGUGGGCGCCUUCCGCCGUCUUGCGUCGUCGUCGUCACCGGCUGCAGACUCCUCGCCCGAAGCGGCUGCGACGGGAGCAGAUGGCGGCGGCGAUGGAGCGUCAUCGACGGCCAAGAGCGGAAUGCGACACGACAGCGAGUUCUUCAGCCAUGCCAACGCACGCGCACGCGCGCUGAGGGACGAGCUUGCCUUCACCGUCCUCCAGGAACUGUGCCAGUGGCUCGAUAGCGAAGGAGAUGUGGCGGUAUUCGAUGCAACAAACACAACCAAGGAGCGACGGCGCGGUGUGCUCGAGCGGUGCAGAGCGCACAGCCGAAAGAUCAACGUCAUAUUCAUCGAGAGCAUUUGCGACGACAGACAGGUCCUCGAGUCCAAUUUUCUGCAGAAGAUCCGCAACUCGCCUGACUACCGCAACAUGCCCGAGGAAGAGGCCGUCAAGGACCUGAGAGCGCGCAUCAGUAAUUACGAGGCCGUCUACGAGACGGUCGAGGACGACGAGCAGCUGUCCUACAUCAAGCUCAUCAACCUCCAGUCCAAGGUCAUCUGCAAUCGAAUCUACGGCAAGAUCGCCCAAAAGAUCGCGAUCGACCCAUUUGGUUGA
This is a messenger RNA of Acanthamoeba castellanii str. Neff, 930 nucleotides long. RefSeq lists its product as uncharacterized. Gene Ontology annotation, molecular function: 6-phosphofructo-2-kinase activity; ATP binding; fructose-2,6-bisphosphate 2-phosphatase activity. The record is from RefSeq and is a predicted model, not a curated record. Bases 1 to 930 code for a protein of 309 amino acids. Gene Ontology annotation, biological process: fructose 2,6-bisphosphate metabolic process; fructose metabolic process. The transcript has 6 exons. Gene Ontology annotation, cellular component: cytosol. NCBI's taxonomy places the organism in Eukaryota, Discosea, Longamoebia, Acanthamoebidae.